CGCUGGGGCUAGCUGUGCCGGGCCAGCCAGCGGCCCACUGUAGCGCGUUGCGGCCGGCCGGACCCUGCGGGCUGUUCUUCGGAGAGCUGGGCUUCAAUGGCCACCCUGGCUAGGGAGAAAAGAGGACUGCUUAUGCGGAGAGCUUGCUUUUGUUUUGUGCAGAGUCGUCUUUGUAGUGGGAUAUUGAAAUAUGACCCAAUGCCUGUUUGUUUGCAAUAGCUGCAAGCCUCGUAGCAGAGAUUCAAGUGGGAAACGGAGGGGGAAUCCAGAGACAAAGCGGCGGGGGAAUUAGGAACUGUGACGACGUGCCCUCCCUCCUGUGCCGGAGCAAGCAAAGGAAGGAGAGGUAGAGGAAAAAAGACUGAGCCUUGCAAGCAACCGUCACCCUGACGAUGUGUCAGUCAAACACCCUGCAGGGACCAGAUCUACACACAGGGAAAUGGUGAGAUGCUAUAAAGCUUUAUCUAACCCUCCACCCUCUUGCUACAACCUCCGCAAAGUUAAAAUCCAUGUCCGGAGGCUACGUUCAGGGAACGGCGGCAGCAGCAGCUUUGCCUGGGACCAGCACCCACAACUGGAGAGCCCAGGCCCUGCCGGCUCUGCCGGGGGGACACCAAAUAGGAGAAGCCGUUUCAGGUUGCAAUUCCCCCAGCUGGCCCUGAGGCGAAGGUUGGGCCAGCUGAGCUGUAUGUCUAGGCCUGCUCUGAAACUCCGUUCUUGGCCUCUGACUAUUCUUUAUUAUCUUCUGCCUUUCGGUGCUCUUAAACCCUUGACCAGAGUGGGAUGGAGGCCCAUGAGCAGGGUUGCUCUCUACAAAUCGGUACCGACUCGGCUGCUCUCACGGGCCUGGGGGCGCCUGAACCAGGUGGAGCUGCCUACAUGGCUCCGGAAGCCUGUGUACAGCCUCUACAUCUGGACCUUUGGAGUGAACAUGAAGGAGGCAGCUGUUGAAGAUUUGCAUCACUACAGAAACCUCAGUGAAUUCUUCCGCAGGAAGCUGAAACCGCAAGCCCGGCCUGUCUGCUCUUUGCACAGUGUUAUUAGUCCCUCUGAUGGAAAGAUACUUAACUUUGGGCAGGUAAAAAACUGUGAAGUGGAGCAGGUGAAAGGUGUCACUUACUCGCUGGAAUCUUUCUUAGGACCUCGCAUCAGCACGGAGGAGUUGCAUUUUAGGCAAGCACCACCUGGCAACUCAUUUCAGCAACAACUUGUCACCAAGGAAGGGAAUGAGCUCUACCACUGUGUGAUCUACCUUGCGCCCGGGGAUUAUCACUGCUUCCAUUCGCCCACGGACUGGAGGGUGUCCCACCGACGUCACUUCCCAGGCUCUCUGAUGUCUGUGAAUCCUGGGGUUGCCCGCUGGAUCAAGGAACUCUUCUGCCACAAUGAACGGGUUGUCCUUACAGGCGACUGGAAACAUGGCUUCUUCUCCCUAACAGCAGUAGGAGCAACAAACGUGGGCUCCAUCCGAAUCUAUUUUGACCAGGACUUGCAUACCAACAGUCCAAGCUACUCAAAAGGUUCCUACAACGACUUCAGCUUUAUCUCCAACAACAAUAAGGAUGGAAUCUCCAUGAGGAAAGGAGAACAUUUAGGGGAAUUUAACUUAGGCUCCACCAUCGUACUCAUCUUUGAGGCACCCAAGGACUUCAAAUUCCACCUCAAAGCUGGACAGAAAAUCCGCUUUGGAGAGGCACUGGGCUCUCUAUAGAAACUCACAGCAAGAAGGUUUUAUAUAUGGAGGAACUCGAUCACACCACUGAGUGUUUCAUUUAACAAGUAUGUAUCACUCAGCAGGACCUGGGUGAAGAAAAUAGGUCUCAUUGCUGGGGUGGAUUUGAGAGUAUUUGCCCUAUAUUUACAUAAGGCUGCUGAAUGCAGAAAGUCAAAUAGUCAUAUAUGUAUCAGGUACAGUUGCCUUUAAAAACGUUGACCAGGGAGGUUUCAGUCCCACCCUGUGCCUGCAGUCUUUUAUGUUCUCCCCCUCAGUGUGCCACAAGGUAAUUAAUUAUGUUCUCCAAGCUCGUAAGUCCCUUUUAAGCCUUUCUAGGCUUUGCAGGUGCAAUGGGAAGGGUGGAGGUAGAGAUUAGCUGUAUUUAAAGGGACACUGACAGGUUGAUUCAGACCUUGUACCUCAGACUUGUAGUAUCUGGUUGACAGACCUUGAGUUGAGAAUGUAUUCUCAUUUCUGUUUUAAAACAAUCCUCAAAAGUUCUUAAAUAAAAGGCAGCCUGUAAAUGCACAGGAUGUCAAACAGUCAAAGUGGCUAGUAUGGCUUUACAGUCCAAACUAAGCAAUAUGCACAACAGACAGCACCAGUACAAUAGACUCAUCCAGUUUGUUUUCUAAUAUUAAAUAACUUUAGAUCUUUUAUGUGACAUUGU
Molecule: messenger RNA, 2384 nt
Organism: Tinamus guttatus (white-throated tinamou)
Lineage: Eukaryota; Metazoa; Chordata; Aves; Tinamiformes; Tinamidae
Gene: PISD
Product: phosphatidylserine decarboxylase
Biological process (GO): phosphatidylethanolamine biosynthetic process
Cellular component (GO): mitochondrion
Molecular function (GO): phosphatidylserine decarboxylase activity
Source: RefSeq, a predicted model, not a curated record